AUCGACUCGCGACUGAAACGGUUAGCUGGCCAUUUACCAAUCAUUUAAAUCGUAAUCGACGACCAGCAACAUUGACCGCCGAUGUGUAUCUUGUAGCUGCGCAAAGGUUGCUAUGGCUAACUGGUUUUUGGCUUCGUGUCUUCUAGUGACGUUUGUAAUUGCUCACGGUUCGAUAGUCCCUCGAGGUUACCGACUGGACCUGCAUCCAUAUCCCGGCGACGGAGUGUUCAAAGGCAAGGUCCGCAUUGAUAUCAUUAACACCGGCAAUAAGUCGGUCGACUCCAUCACACUAGACGUUCACUCCACUCUUAAUGUUGUCGAUCGCGAGGUUAAAGUCACUCGUGUUGCGAAUUUGGACUCGUCAGAAGAAGAUGACGUUUCGAUGGAAGAAACUUCAUUGACCGUUACGAAAUUGGAAAAACGAAAAGACACACAUAAGUUCCAGAUUACGACUAAACAGAGUUUGAAAAAAGACAUUACGUAUCAAGUAGAAAUUUUAUUCGAUGGAACUCUGGGAAGUGAUACGUCCAGUCCGUUCUAUCAGUCAACGUAUUCUAACUCGAAACACUCGCAACAAAAAAAAUGGUACGUGGCAAUGAAUUUAAUGAAAGGAGGAGGAGCGCAUUUCGUGUUUCCUUGUUUCGAAAAACCCAAUCUAAAAACUUGGAUCGAGUUAUCAGUGGCACAUAAGGGUGACUUCCAUGUUCUGACAACUAUGCCGUUAAUCGACACGACAAAUGUGACUUCGGAAGGUGUUUGGGUGCGGGAUCAUUUUUCUAGAUCACCACCGAUGUCUGUCAAUUCUUUGGCGAUGUUCCAGUCCGACUUCAAGCAUCCUCCCAUGAACGAUAACAACGGAGCUAAGGUUGGCGUAUGGGGCAAAGAAGACAUUCUAAGAUCGUUGAACACAGCACAAAAAAUGCUCCCGGCCGUUUUAGUGAACCUAGAACUGUACUUGUCUAGACCGUACCCACUACCCGAGUUGAACUUGGUUGCGCUUCCUGGUUAUACCGACGAUAAACCUAUUGACGCCUGGGGACUGCAAAUGUUUCGAGAAGUAGAUCUUUCCAAGAAACGCGACGACUUCUGGGUAGCUCAUCUCCUUGCCAAGUAUACAUCUUUGCAAUGGACCGAUCAUCUUACAACGCCGCUGUUCCCGACAUCUUUAACACUGGCUCUUUCGAAGUUCUUGGCCGACAAGGUGGCGUGGCAGUUGGAAAAACCCGUGUUUAAUUCGUAUGUAAGUGACAUGUAUGGAAUGUAUUUGGAAUACGAUAAACCUGGUUUCAGAGAAAUUAAAUCACAAAUGGAAGCUUUAAACGCGACGAAAAUUCAAUUUGUACUGGAAAUGCUUGAACACAUAUUUGGACCUUACUCAUUUCGACAAACAAUCCAAUACUUUAUGUCCAGCAAGGAAUACCACGCUUACUCCGAAACAGAUUUCUGGAACAAAUUAUCAGACGGUGCAUAUCACGCAGGCGUAUUAAAAAGAAACGAAACUCCCGUUUCGAUCGAACAGAUCGUCAGACCGUGGUUGCAAGCUGAUAGACUGCCGGUGGUCACGUUCCGGAGGAACUACGUUAACACUACCGUUCAAGUUAUGCAGGAACCGUUCGUGCUGAACGACGACGAGGAUGACGUGUCGUUGCCCGCGAAGAAUACCGCUAACUAUUUGUGGUGGAUCCCGAACAUCGUGGUGUCCCAGAGCAAUUUGACCGUGCAAGUGAAGAACAUAACCUGGUUGAAACCGAUAGCAAGCCAAGAGGUGGAAAUGAAGCAAUACAACUUCUCGAACAGUGAGUUCGUGCUGUUCAAUCCGGGCAGUUUGGGACCGUUCAUAGUUAACUACGACCUAAAGAAUUGGGAAUUGAUAGCGCAGUAUCCAAAGCGGUUUCCGGUGAAAAUCCGCCAACAACUUUUGCACGACUCGCUGACGUUGGCUCUGUCUGGUCGGUUGUGUUAUGUGUACGCGUUCAACGUGAGCAAGCUUAUCGAACAAGAACCGGAACCGGCCGUGUGGAAAACGUAUUUCGGGCUGGCCACGAGGUUGCGUGCCAAGUUCCAAGGGACGCCGGUGGCGCCCAAGUACGAUUUGUACUUGAAGAAAAUGUUAAAGUCGGUGAACGCGGCGUUGGAGCAACCGGAACGCACCGAGUCCAGUUGGAAGUCGAACUUCCGCGCGGAGAACAAACGUCUGCUGUGCGAAACGGGACACGCGACCUGUCUGACCGAGGCCCGGGAGGUGCAGUCCAGGACGAACACGUCGAACCCCGACGAGGAUAAACUGUUUUUAGAAAACUACCUGUGCAUACUGCUUGGCUACGGGACGCUGGACGAGUGGGAGUUCGGGUUGCACAGGAUCAUGUACUACCCGAAGAACAAGUCUCAGACCGAAAGGUUGUUCAUAUUCAGAUCGCUAGCGAGCUGUCCGAAAAACGAAACGAAAUUCGUCAGAAUGUUGAACUUGACGUUGAUGAGCGGAGAUCAUAAAUUUAGCGAAGAAGACAUGUUGACAAUGUUGACCGUCAUGAGCACAGUAUCUUUGGGACACGAGACGAUGUUCAAAUUCAUGAUGAAGAACUUUGAAUAUCUAAGCACCAAAUUAGAGAAAACCGUGUGGGAAUAUUUUAUUAAGACUUCGUUCAGCAAUUUCAGAACAGAAGAAGGGCUUAAUAGGGCCAUCGAGUUUUAUCAAAAGAAUAAACGACAUUUCAUUUCUGUGGACGAUAUUAUAAAAACGGCGUUGGAAAAGGUUAAGAUUCAGGUGGACUGGGUAAAAAAACACCUUACUCCGUUAGAUGGUUGGCUCACGAAUGCAUUACAAGAACCGUGGAGACCUCAUGAGUUCCAAUUCAGAGAUGUGCCUUCAUUUGUUAUUGGAUAA
Sipha flava (yellow sugarcane aphid) is the source of this 2884-nucleotide messenger RNA. Its product is annotated as endoplasmic reticulum aminopeptidase 2-like. Gene Ontology annotation, biological process: proteolysis; peptide catabolic process. The record is from RefSeq and is a predicted model, not a curated record. Bases 113 to 2884 code for a protein of 923 amino acids. Gene Ontology annotation, molecular function: peptide binding; metalloaminopeptidase activity; zinc ion binding. The transcript is spliced from 17 exons. Gene Ontology annotation, cellular component: cytoplasm. NCBI's taxonomy places the organism in Eukaryota, Metazoa, Arthropoda, Insecta, Hemiptera, Aphididae.